AUGGCGACCCUGGCCCUCCACCAGCACGGCAAGAGCCGCGUGCGAGUCGGUCGCGUUUGGCGUGAGGGCAGCGUGCACACCUUUGCCGAAUUCAAGGUGGCCACCACCCUGGAGAGCGCCAUGGAGCACGCCUUCCUCACCGAGUCGAACGAGGGCAUGACAGCCACCGACACCCAGAAGAAUACAGUGUACUAUGUGGCCAAGCAGAUGAAGAAGCCCUGCGGCCCUGAGGAGUUUGCCCUCGCCAUUGCCAAGCACUUUGUAGACAACUACCCCCUGGUCUCCAAGGCCAAGGUCUUUGUGGAGAUGGAGCCCUGGAAGCGCAUCAGCGUCGACGGCGUGCCCCACUCCCACGGCUACAUGAUGACCGGGACGGAGAUCCGCACCGGCUACGCGACCUACGACAAGGCCGGCAAGGCUGCCAUCCAGGGCGGGGUGAAGGAGCUCAAGGUGCUGAAGACCACGCAGAGCGGCUACUCCGGCUUCCUGCACGACAAGUUCACCACGCUGCCAGACGUCCCCGACCGCAUCGUGGCCACCUCGGUGACCGCCACCUGGAAGUACAGCGCACCCCCGCCCUGCUUCGACCCCGCGUUCGAGGGCGUGAAGGCCGGGUUCGCCGCCGCCUUCUACGGCCCGCCCGCCAAGGGCGUGUUCAGCCCCAGCGUGCAGUACACGCUGUACCGCAUGGCCCAGAAUGCGCUGAGCAAUGUGCCGCAGGUGGAGUCGGUCUUCCUCAACAUGCCAAACCUGCACUUCCUGCCCUGCACACCGGUCCUCAGCCGCUUUGAGAACGACGUGUUCCAGUCUGUGCUAAACAGUUUGGGGCUGUACAACAAAAACGCCAAAAUCCUCUUCCUGGGCCUGGACAAUGCCGGCAAGACUACGCUCAUGCACAUGCUGAAGGAUGAGAGGCUGGCACAGCACCAGCCCACACAGUACCCGACCUCGGAGGAGCUCCAAAUGGGGGGCAUCAACUUCAAGGCCUUCGACCUGGGGGGGCACGAGAUUGCGCGCAAGGUGUGGAAGGACUACUAUGCCAAGGUGGAUGCAAUCGUCUUCCUCGUGGACACCGCCGACCGGGAACGCUUCCACGAGUCCAAGAAGGAGCUGUCCUCCCUCCUCUCCGACGACUCCCUGGGUGACGUCCCGUUCCUGGUGCUGGGGAACAAGAUCGAUCUGCCGCAGGCUGCCUCCGAGGAUGAGGUCCGGUAUGCCCUCGGCCUGGCCAACCUGACCACGGGCAAGGGCAAGGUCGACGUCAAGUCCCUCACCAUGCGCCCUAUCGAGAUCUUCAUGUGCAGUGUGGUGCGGCGGAUGGGCUAUGGCGACGGCUUCCGCUGGGUAUCCCAAUUCAUCAAGUGA
This is a messenger RNA of Auxenochlorella protothecoides, 1365 nucleotides long. RefSeq names its product GTP-binding protein SAR1A. The transcript is spliced from 9 exons. Bases 1 to 1365 code for a protein of 454 amino acids. The record is from RefSeq and is a predicted model, not a curated record. Gene Ontology annotation, biological process: membrane organization; intracellular protein transport; vesicle organization. Gene Ontology annotation, cellular component: COPII vesicle coat; endoplasmic reticulum exit site. NCBI's taxonomy places the organism in Eukaryota, Viridiplantae, Chlorophyta, Trebouxiophyceae, Chlorellales, Chlorellaceae. Gene Ontology annotation, molecular function: GTPase activity; GTP binding.